AUGGCCUGCUGCUCCACUAGCUUCUGUGGAUUUCCCACCUGCUCCACCGGCGGGAACUGUGGCUCCAGCUGCUGCCAGCCCAGCUCCUGCCAGCCCAGCUGUUGCCAGCCCAGCUGCUGCCAGCCCAGCUCCUGCCAGAGUAGCUGCUGCCAGCCCAGCUCCUGCCAGCCCAGCUGCUGCCAGCCCAGCUGUUGCGGGACCAGCUGUGGCACUGCUGGUGGCCAGGAGGGUGGCUGCGGAGGCGUGAGCUGCCGCGUCAGGUGGUGCCGCCCCGACUGCCGCGUGGAGGACACCUGCCUGCCCCCCUGCUGUGUGGUGAGCUGCACUCCCCCCACCUGCUGCCAGCUGCACCACGCCCAGGCCUCCUGCUGCCGCCCAUCCUACUGCGGCCAGUCCUGCUGCCGCCCUGCCUGCUGCUCCUACUGCUGCCAGCCCAGCUGCUGCCAGCCCACCUGCUGUGAGCCCACCUGCUGCCACUUCUGUGGAUUUCCCACCUGCUCCACCGGCGGGAACUGUGGCUCCAGCUGCUGCCAGCCCAGCUCCUGCCAGCCCAGCUGCUGCCAGCCCAGCUGCUGCCAGACUAGCUGCUGCCAGCCCAGCUGCUGCCAGCCCAGCUGUUGCCAGACUAGCUGCUGCCAGCCCAGCUCCUGCCAGCCCAGCUGCUGCCAGCCCAGCUGUUGCGGGACCACCUGCUGCUCCACUAGCUUCUGUGGAUUUCCCACCUGCUCCACCGGCGGGAACUGUGGCUCCAGCUGCUGCCAGCCCAGCUCCUGCCAGCCCAGCUGUUGCCAGCCCAGCUGCUGCCAGCCCAGCUGCUGCCAGACUAGCUGCUGCCAGCCCAGCUCCUGCCAGCCCAGCUGCUGCCAGCCCAGCUGCUGUGGCUCCAGCUGCUGCCAGCCCAGCUGCUGCCAGCCCAGCUGUUGCCAGCCCAGCUGCUGCCAGCCCAGCUGUUGCCAGACUAGCUGCUGCCAGCCCAGCUCCUGCCAGCCCAGCUGCUGCCAGCCCAGCUGUUGCGGGACCAGCUGUGGCACUGCUGGUGGCCAGGAGGGUGGCUGCGGAGGCGUGAGCUGCCGCGUCAGGUGGUGCCGCCCCGACUGCCGCGUGGAGGACACCUGCCUGCCCCCCUGCUGUGUGGUGAGCUGCACUCCCCCCACCUGCUGCCAGCUGCACCACGCCCAGGCCUCCUGCUGCCGCCCAUCCUACUGCGGCCAGUCCUGCUGCCGCCCUGCCUGCUGCUCCUACUGCUGCCAGCCCAGCUGCUGCCAGCCCACCUGCUGUGAGCCCACCUGUUAA
Messenger RNA from Hyaena hyaena (striped hyena), 1293 nucleotides. Its product is annotated as keratin, high-sulfur matrix protein, B2D. Gene Ontology annotation, cellular component: keratin filament. Bases 1 to 1293 code for a protein of 430 amino acids. NCBI's taxonomy places the organism in Eukaryota, Metazoa, Chordata, Mammalia, Carnivora, Hyaenidae. The record is from RefSeq and is a predicted model, not a curated record. The transcript is spliced from 4 exons.